This is a messenger RNA of Ochlerotatus camptorhynchus, 3376 nucleotides long. Its product is annotated as inositol-pentakisphosphate 2-kinase-like. NCBI's taxonomy places the organism in Eukaryota, Metazoa, Arthropoda, Insecta, Diptera, Culicidae. Bases 1266 to 3041 code for a protein of 591 amino acids. Gene Ontology annotation, molecular function: inositol-1,3,4,5,6-pentakisphosphate 2-kinase activity; ATP binding. The transcript has 14 exons. Gene Ontology annotation, biological process: inositol phosphate biosynthetic process. The record is from RefSeq and is a predicted model, not a curated record. Gene Ontology annotation, cellular component: nucleus.
AUUUACAAGUGAACUGAAAAAACCGCGACGCUUCUUAUCACUAUUAAAUUUUCUCCAAAUGUAGUGCUUAUGUAUAAAAUAAUAAUUAUUUCCCGAAGCGAACCGUCGGCGCCGUUGUCCGAUCGAAUAAUAUUGCAGUGUGGUUUCGGGAAAAGUGUCGAAAAUUUCCACCACCUACUCUCGUCCGUGCGUGUCAAGUUUCGUGUUGUCCUCCAGCGAAGCGAGCCCAUCGAAAUAGUGCAGUGCAAACGAGUGCAGUAAUGUUUAUUAGUGUUUCCUGUGUGCAAUCAUCGUCCGAGAAUAGAAUCUACUCUAGUUGUUGGUUUUCGGUGAAAAGAGUUCGGUUAAUCGAUUAGUGCGGAAGGUUUCGUUUUUGCGAGUUAUCGGCUCGGCAAAGCGGUGGAUGUGUGCAAAGGAAUGCACCCAGUGCAUUGUGAAUGUCCAUGAAAAUGACCUCCCGUAUCGAGGUUGUAUAAUAGAAAGGUGAUCAAGUGCAGUGUGUUACCUGUGUAGUUGGUGUCGAAUGUGAAUAUGAGAUUGGAGCAAUUAAAUUGCAUCUGGGCCGCAGUGGCUAGAGGUUAGCGAUCAAAACAAGUGGAAGCGCAUGCAGUUUCACUCCCGCCAUAGCGAUUCUUAUUGGAAACUACGAAUGUGAAUGUUCCGGAAGGUUCAUUGAUAGAAGGAGCACAAACCAGCAUAAACCGCAGUGCAUACAACAUACAUACUCAACACACUCACCGCAUGACUGCUGAUUGACCUUCUAGUGCACCUGAACUUUCUCUUACACUAAUCACAAUCGCGGGAUUUCUGUAAUCAGGGCAGAUGGGCCCGAUUCCCAACGACAAGGAAGAUGCCGUAUUUGAUAUGGAUAAACAUACACGCGCCGCUGCCUGCAUCCUAACGAACCGUCGUCAUCGCCGACAUAACCAGACAAACUUCGUGGAAUUGAUGAAUUAGUUGUAGCAGCAACAACAGCAUGCGUCAAGUGAAAGAAACUGUAACGCGUUGUAUACGUUAAAGUUAAGUAAAUAUGAUAUCACCGUGGUUGUCGCCAUCGCACACUGGAAGCACAUUCGUUCCUAGUAGUGAUAGUUUUUCUUCGACCCGUCGUUGUUGUUGGGUGACGACAGCGAAUUGUGUCUAACGAAACUGUCGAGCAAUAGUACCAGCUGAUCCACCACGAAUACGGGACACCAUUCUGUGGAGGUCAGAUCCGCUGGAAGUGCAUUUCAAUUCAAUUCGAUUAGUGCUCGAUUGGGACCAGCAUGGGAAAGCUAAAUACCAACUACAGCAGCUACUGCUACAAUAGUGGCGCUCGGCUCAAUCGAACGAUGGCCAAAUAUUGGAACCAGUGUGGUACUCAAAACGAUUGCUCCGGGUCGUCAUCGGGAGGAGAGAGCAACAGUGGCGACGAGGCAUCCCUAGAAUUCGGACGGAUUAUCUGCUGCCGAGGCAUGCGACCGAUGAAGUGUCCGGAACGGCCAGUGACUGAAGGUGGAACUGCGUUGCUAAGCUCUUCCUACGAGAGUGGGAAAGAUGAGCUGGUUGAUGAGGGACACGUCGUCGAGCUCAUUCACGAAAGCCGGCUGGCCUAUCGAGCUGAGGGCAAUGCCAAUAUCGUGCUCUCGCUGAUGGACGACCACCGGGUGUUGCGGCUGAGAAAGGCGACCAUCAGCUGUCGGGAUGGAAAAGAUCCCACAAUCGAUUUGCAGGGCUUAACCAAAUAUUUCCGGGUGAUUGCGAGCUGCUUUUCCCGCCGGUACGUUCCCGAACCGAAGCUGGGCCGCCUCGGCACGUACGACCUGGAAGCGUUCAACAAAAAGUUAACCAAAUACCGACCAGUGACUCGAUUGGACAAGGAAAUCCACGAAUGUGAUGGAAUACUGUAUCCCGAUGUGGCCUUUCUGCCGAUCAAGCUCGAUCCGGUGACGUUUCUGCAUCAAGACUUCGGACAGGACACCACCACCAGAGGGUACUGGUACAACACCUACUGCGUCGAGAUCAAACCGAAGCAAGGAUGGUCCUUUCACGACGAAUGCUACGAAGAUGGUUUCACCCGCCGGGAACUGUUUUCCAACUGUGAUAGUGCGGAACUUGCCGGAACCGAGAUUGGGAAAUGUCGGUUCUGUUUGUAUCAGUAUUUGAAGCUCCAAAAGAAGUCGAUAGGGAAAGUUAGUAAAUAUUGUCCGUUGGAUCUGUUCUCUGGAAAACCGAUCCGAAUGCUACACGCCGUCAAGGGCCUCAUCGGUGCACCGCAAAACAACUUCAGGCUCUCCAAGAACGGUCGCAUCGUGUACGACGAAAAGCAGGAGAAAUCCGUCUUCAAUCGUAUCCUGAAAGAACUCUUUCCGCGUGACGGACGUACCAAAGAAGAAAGAAAAACCAUCUUUAUGAACCUGAUAAAGGAGAUCCUGCUGAAGGAUUUCUCCACCUAUGAAGCACAUCGUGAUCGAAAGCUGUUGACUAUACGGAAGGAUAGGAAAAAGAAGGAUAAAAAUCAGAUCCACGAACGUACCUGCAGUCCAAUUAAUUAUCAGUUUCUUCCGAAGAGCUGUGCUCUCAAGCAAGUCCUGGACACCCAGCUUCUGGCGAAGUCAAAUCUGACCAAGGUGCGUCCGGACUUGCACCGACAAGGUAGCAGCUCAUCGCCCGGCCCGUUUGCCUUCAUCGAUGAGCUGUACGAGAAGUAUUUGGACUGCCUUGAGGAUUACUGUGGCAACCAGGUGAGCCGGACGGCGUCGGACAGGUCGAAUUACUUCAUCGAGUCCUACCUGGACGAGCAGGAAAAGUAUCAGCUUGGUGCAACCGCGCUGGAUUGUUCCAUUAUGAUCACCUUUAGGCGGCUGGCCGAGCGGGAGGAGGAAAGAUUGCCAUCGGCCGCCCGGAGUCACAUCGUCACAAUCGAAGCCAUGAAGUUUCUGGUCAACGUUACCAUCACAGAUCUCGACCCAAAAUCGCUCAACCAUCACAAGAAAUACCUCCAACAGUUGCAGAAUUCCGUCGGAGCCUAUCGGGAGUUUAUGUCCAAGAUUAGGCGCUAGAAUAUAAGAAUGUAGGAAGCUGUCGAUUGUUGUCAUUGUCUUAGAGCAUCAGCAUAUGCGUGAUACAUGAAUGUUUUGUGGUGUAACCAUUUUAGAACAAUUACUAUUUAUUAUUCACUUCUCUUCCAUUUUAGGAUAGUGACAAUUUUCUACCGAGGUUUUAAUAGUAUUUGAGGCAAUACAGACUCUCAUGUAGUAGGACAUUAUGGAAUUAAGAUUAGUCUAGCAGAAUGCAAUUACACGGCUCAUACACAAUGUAGAAUACAAUUCCAAUUUAUACACUUCUACAGACCUGUUUGGAUAAAUAUAUGCUCUUAUUUAUUUCCCCUUGUGAA